CGUGUCAGAGAGUUUUUGGUUGGAGAGUCUGGACUCUGGAGUCUUCUCCCGUCUCAGGCUCUUCCCGCCCCCUCCCCUUUCUUUCGUUAAUUCAUCCUUAUGGCUACCCUCACAGACUUUUGUCCUUUCACAAGCCGCCAUACAGUCCUUAAUUCAUCCUCAACGACGUUCGAUAUUUCGAUGCUUGGUAGCAAAGGAAUCCACCAUUAUCCUCGGAAGGCUGAUGGUGACAAAUCCAAUGGUUAUUCUGUGGACUGUGUCGUUGUUGGGGCUGGCAUCAGCGGUCUCUGCGUCGCGCAAGCUCUUGUGACGAAGCACCCCGAAAUUGCCAGUGAGGUUAUGGUGACGGAAGCCAAAGACCGUGUUGGAGGGAACAUUUUGACGGUGGAGAGGGACGGUUACCUCUGGGAAGAAGGCCCCAACAGUUUCCAGCCCUCUGAUGCCAUGCUCACGUUGGCGGUUGACUGUGGGUUGAAGGAUGACCUUGUUCUAGGGGACCCUAGCGCUCCACGUCUUGUAUUGUGGGGUGGAAAAUUGAGGCCAGUACCUUCGAAGCCUACUGAUCUACCUUUCUUUGACUUAAUGAGCUUUCCUGGGAAGCUCAGGGCUGGAUUUGGUGCUAUUGGAAUUCGGCCUCCACCACCAGGUCAUGAAGAAUCCAUAGAAGAAUUUGUGCGGCGUAAUCUUGGUGAUGAGGUUUUUGAGCGCUUGAUGGAGCCAUUUUGUUCAGGUGUUUAUGCCGGUGAUCCUUCAAAGCUGAGCAUGAAAGCAGCAUUUGGUAAGGUUUGGAAGCUAGAGCAGAAUGGUGGUAGCAUCAUCGGUGGAACCAUCAAAGCAAUUCAAGAACAGAACAGAGGCCAUAGAGAUCCGCAUUUGCCAAAACCAAAGGGCCAAACAGUUGGGUCUUUUAGGAAGGGGCUUGCUAUGCUGCCUAAUGCAAUUUCUGCAAGGUUAGGUAGCAAAGUCAAGUUAUCUUGGAAACUUUCUAGCAUAAAAAUGGAUGGUGGAAGAUAUACUUUGAUAUAUGAAACAGCUGAAGGAUUGGUUUUUGUUCAAACAAGGAGCAUUGUCAUGACUGUUCCAUCCCAUGUUGCAAGUAGUUUGUUGUGCUCUCUUUCUACUGCUGCUGCAGAUGCCCUUUCAAGGUUUCAUUACCCGCCAGUUGCAGCUGUAUCUAUUUCAUAUCCAAAGGAAGCAAUUAGGAAGGAGUGCUUGAUUGAUGGUGAACUUAAAGGGUUUGGCCAAUUGCAUCCACGCAGUCAGGGAGUGGAGACUUUAGGAACAAUAUAUAGUUCAUCACUUUUUCCUAACCGGGCACCACAUGGAAGGGUUCUACUCUUGAACUUUAUUGGAGGAGCUACGAAUCCUGGAAUUUUGUCCAAGAGUGAGAAUGAGCUUGUGGAGACGGUGAACCGAGAUCUUAGAAAGAUGCUUAUAAAGCCAAAUGCUGAGGACCCACUUGUUCUUGGUGUGAGAGUGUGGCCACAGGCAAUACCACAAUUCUUGAUUGGUCAUCUCGAUCAUCUAGAGGCAGCUAAGGAUGCCCUCAGGGAUGGUGGGUUUCAGGGGCUGUUUCUUGGGGGAAACUAUGUAUCUGGUGUAGCUUUGGGGCGAUGUGUGGAGGGCGCAUAUGAAAGUGCAGAGGAGGUAUCAAAAUUUUUGUCAGAAUAUAUGUAUAAAUAAAAUAAAAUGAUACAAGCAUUGUAAUCUGGGAUAAUUUGGGAUUGAGAAAUGGUGGAAAGAGGCUCCCCACUUUUUGGGGGUGGGGAUAAGGUCGGGUAGGUUUUUUGUUGGCAUGUCAUAGUCAUAUUCGGAUGGAAUGACGGUGAGCAUUCUUUUGUUUGUUUUGAUUGUUCUUGUUUGAUGGCUGCAACUGUAUCAUUUGUUCAGGGAGCAUAAGAGUUUUCUGAAAAA
Messenger RNA from Macadamia integrifolia, 1914 nucleotides. RefSeq names its product protoporphyrinogen oxidase 1, chloroplastic. Gene Ontology annotation, molecular function: protoporphyrinogen oxidase activity, oxygen as acceptor. The transcript has 10 exons. Gene Ontology annotation, biological process: porphyrin-containing compound biosynthetic process. Lineage: Eukaryota; Viridiplantae; Streptophyta; Magnoliopsida; Proteales; Proteaceae. The record is from RefSeq and is a predicted model, not a curated record. Bases 100 to 1683 code for a protein of 527 amino acids.